This is a messenger RNA of Raphanus sativus (radish), 1083 nucleotides long. RefSeq lists its product as uncharacterized. Bases 1 to 1083 code for a protein of 360 amino acids. The transcript has a single exon. The record is from RefSeq and is a predicted model, not a curated record. NCBI's taxonomy places the organism in Eukaryota, Viridiplantae, Streptophyta, Magnoliopsida, Brassicales, Brassicaceae.
AUGAACAAACCAUUGUUCAUGCAUAUCGUUGAUCGACUCUCCAAUGAAUUUGAAUUCUUUCGACAAAAGAGAGAUGCUCUCGGAAGGCUUAGUCUCUCUCCACUACAAAAGUGUACAGCAGCCAUUCGUCUCUUGGCAUAUGGUAGUGCUGCUGAUACUGUCGACGAAUACCUCCGCCUCGCUGAAAGUACAAGUCGGUCAUGUUUGGAGAAUUUUGUUGAAGGAAUAAUUCAAUUGUUCGGCGAUGAGUAUCUAAGAAGACCAACAGAAGCUGAUCUUCAACGCCUACUUUAUAUUGGAGAGCAUCGUGGAUUUCCCGGGAUGAUAGGAAGCAUCGACUGUAUGCAUUGGGAGUGGAAGAAUUGUCCCACCACUUGGAAAGGGCAAUAUUCUCGAGGUUCGGAUAAACCAACAAUCGUUUUAGAGGCAGUUGCUUCAUAUGAUCUCUGGAUAUGGCAUGCAUUUUUUGGAUCUCCAGGUACCUUUAAUGAUAUCAAUGUUCUUGAUCGUUCACCUGUUUUUGAUGACUUAAUACACGGUCAAGUUCCGCAAGUCACUUACUCCGUUAAUGGAAGAGAGUAUCAUUUAACUUACUAUCUCACCGAUGGUAUUUACCCGAAAUGGGCAACUUUUAUCCAAUCUAUUCCACUACCACAAAGUCCGCAAGCAGUUUUAUUUGCUCAACGUCAAGAAGCUGUCCGAAAAGAUGUCGAGCGUGCUUUUGGAGUCCUGCAAGCUCGUUUUGCCAUUGUUAAAAAUCCAGCACUUUUUUGGGAUAAAGUUAAGGUUGGGAAGAUUAUGAAAGCAUGUAUCAUACUCCAUAAUAUGAUAGUAGAAAAUGAACGAGAUGAUGUGGUGUGGGUAAACGAACGAGGUGGAUACAUUCGGUAUGAUAUUUCAGGGUUCCAAGAUGGAGAAGGUUCACAUGUCGAUCUCAACUUUUCUACAAAUACAGAUUCAAUGAUCCCCGAUAUGAUUCCUACUGAAACUACAAUUCGUGAUAUACAAAUGCAUCAACAACUGAAAGAUGAUUUGGUUCAACAUAUAUGGCAUAAAUUUGGACAUGAAGGAGACAACAACUGA